AAUUUUUUUUUUCUUUUUUUUUUUUUUUAUGUUUACUUUCCUGCAGGUUUGGAAAUCGCCUUUUUGGACCCAUAUGGAACAGGAACAGUGUGGCCUCUGUGGUGCUCACCUUCAAGGAGCCCUUUGGCACUCAGGGCCGUGGAGGAUACUUUGAUGGUUUUGGGAUAAUUAGAGAUGUCAUGCAGAACCACCUGCUUCAGAUGCUCUGUUUGAUUGCAAUGGAGAAACCUGCAUCCACGAGCCCCGACGACGUGAGGAACGAGAAGGUGAAGGUGCUGAAGUGCAUAGCUCCUCCUAACAUGGCAGAUGUGGUGCUGGGUCAGUACGCGGGAGAUCCGGGCGGGGAGGGCGAAGCCAAGCUGGGCUACCUCGAUGAUCCCACGGUACCAAAAGGCUCCUGCACACCAACGUUUGCAACUGCAGUGCUCUACGUCCAGAAUGAAAGAUGGGAUGGGGUUCCUUUCAUUCUGCGCUGUGGUAAAGCCUUGAACGAGCGGAAAGCCGAGGUGCGUUUGCAGUUCACGGACGUACCCGGAGACAUCUUUGCUGACCGCUGUCAGAGAAACGAGUUGGUGGUCCGGGUGCAGCCGGACGAGGCUAUUUACCUGAAGAUGAUGACCAAGAGGCCUGGAGUUUUCUUCAGCCCAGAGGAGACCGAGCUGGACCUCACCUACAAGAGCAGAUACAAGGUGCUCAGCACCUUUGUUUUAAUCUAUAAUUCUGCUCCAAUUAUUGGUUCUUAAUGCACAAAAAAGGAU
This is a messenger RNA of Poecilia latipinna (sailfin molly), 758 nucleotides long. Its product is annotated as glucose-6-phosphate 1-dehydrogenase-like. Gene Ontology annotation, biological process: glucose metabolic process; pentose-phosphate shunt, oxidative branch. Gene Ontology annotation, cellular component: cytosol. The record is from RefSeq and is a predicted model, not a curated record. Gene Ontology annotation, molecular function: glucose-6-phosphate dehydrogenase activity; NADP binding. NCBI's taxonomy places the organism in Eukaryota, Metazoa, Chordata, Actinopteri, Cyprinodontiformes, Poeciliidae. The annotation marks the transcript as partial. The transcript is spliced from 4 exons.